This is a messenger RNA of Neltuma alba, 2336 nucleotides long. RefSeq names its product probable inorganic phosphate transporter 1-3. Gene Ontology annotation, molecular function: transmembrane transporter activity. Gene Ontology annotation, cellular component: membrane. The transcript has a single exon. The record is from RefSeq and is a predicted model, not a curated record. NCBI's taxonomy places the organism in Eukaryota, Viridiplantae, Streptophyta, Magnoliopsida, Fabales, Fabaceae. Bases 208 to 1992 code for a protein of 594 amino acids. Gene Ontology annotation, biological process: transmembrane transport.
CUCAAAAAUUGGAGAUAUCUAGGAUUCCUGUCCUUUUCCAACAGAUAUAGAUCAGCCGUGUAGUCAGUAUCCUCGACAAAAUUCACUUCAAAUAAUAUGUCUUCAUGUACUGCAAUUUUUAAACUUCUAAACGAUAAUUGUUCGACCAUCUAUCGAAGACCUCUCUUAGGAACAGUCGAAUUAUCAUUGAUAAAACCGUGAGCUUCUAUGUCACUAUAUCUCUUUCUGCUUUUCCUAAGAAACAAUGUUUACAAUGUCUCAAGUCCUCCUCCUAUAAAACCAGCACAUUCCCGCCUUUUCACACACACUUGCGAUCACACAAUGGACACAGGCCAAGGUGUGUUGUCAGCUCUUGACAAUGCUAAGACUCAAAACUACCACUUCAUGGCAAUCGUGAUAGCUGGAAUGGGAUUCUUCACUGAUGCAUACGAUCUCUUUUGCAUCACUGCUGUGACCAAACUCAUAGGUCGCCUCUAUUACUUCGACCCCUCGACUCAUAACCCAGGAAAACUUCCUCAGCAAGUAAACAACGCCAUAACUGGGGCUGCCUUGUGCGGCACCCUGGUAGGGCAACUCUUCUUUGGCUGGUCAGGCGACAAGCUUGGCCGAAAAAAAAUGUAUGGGGUCACUCUUGUGACUAUGGUCGGAUGUGCCUUGGGCUCAGGGCUUUCCUUUGGCUCCACGGCGAAAAGUGUGAUCACUACCCUUUGCUUCUUUAGGUUUUGGCUGGGAUUUGGCAUUGGAGGAGACUACCCUUUAUCAGCCGUUAUAAUGUCGGAAUAUGCCAAUCAGAAAAACCGUGGGGGGUUUGUUGCUGCUGUUUUUGCAAUGCAAGGGGUGGGAAUAUUGGUUGCUGGAGUUGUAGCCAUGGUUGUCUCCAAAUUGUUCUUAGCAGCCUACCCUGCUGUCAAUUUUGCAAUUGAUCCUGUAAUGUCUACCCAACCGGAGGGCGAUUUUGUUUGGCGAAUUGUGCUCAUGUUCGGGGCGAUCCCAGCAGCCCUAACCUUUUACUGGAGAAUCAAAAUGCCAGAAACCGCUAGGUAUACUGCACUGGUGGAAGGUGAUAUCAAGAAGGCUGCUUUGGAUAUGGCUAAAGUUCUUCAAAAGGAAAUACCUGUCGAAGAUUCAAGUUUCAGGUCUGUUGUAAACCCAAUUCCCUCUUAUGGAUUCCUGUCCUCAAAGUUUCUUGAGAGACAUGGGCUUCAUCUUCUUGGGACUACUAGCACAUGGUUCUUGCUGGAUAUUGCAUUCUACAGUCUUCAACUCGCACAGAAAGAUUUAUUAUCAACUAGUGGGCUUGUACGCAAGGCAUCGACCAUGAGUGCCAUAGAAGAGGUGUUUCAACUCUCCAGAGCUAUGUUUGUGGUGGCCUUGUUUGCCACAGUUCCUGGAUACUGGUUCACAGUGUUUUUUAUUGACAAAAUUGGAAGGUAUAUAAUCCAGCUCGGUGGCUUCUUUCUGAUGUCUAUGUUCAUGAUGAUCCUUGGAUAUAAUUACGAAAAAUACAAGGGGGGAAAUGAUGAUUGUCAACAAGGGUACAAACUCGAAUAUUGUAAUGGCAAUCCCAAGAUGUUUGCCAUACUUUUCGGACUCACCCUCUUCUUUGCUAACUUUGGCCCCAAUAGCACAACAUUUAUAGUGCCUGCAGAGCUAUUCCCAGCUCGGUUCCGUUCAACCUGCCAUGGAAUAUCAGCAGCUGCAGGAAAAGCAGGUGCCAUCAUUGGUGCCUUUGUGGUGCAAAGCUACACAAGUGAUAACUCAACAAGAAAGACUCGAAGGGCAAUUAUGGCACUUUCAAUUGUCAACAUGACUGGAUUCUUUUGCACCCUCUUGGUUCCAGAAACAAAAGGUCGAUCGCUGGAAGAUAUCUCAGAAGACAAGGAGCUCGAGAGAAAUCAUUCUGUAAAUUAUGUACAUGAGAAAGCAGAUGAGAAGGGGGAAACAAGAAGCAAUAGUGUUGAUAAACCUCCCUUUGACACCAUAAGUGUCUGAUUCCUUUGCAUAUGGCUCUAGUCCUGAGAACUAUCGUCAAUAGAAUAAGAGGAAGAACCAAGAAAAACAGUACUUGUUGCAGGAAUAUCUUGGCACUUCCGAGUUAUGUGCAUCAAAUAAAGAUCUUCCUAAUAUACUAUAGCUUAUCCAGGAAGAACCAAAUAAGUCAUGCUUGUUCCUGUAACUUCUACAGAAAGUACUUCUAUGUUGUGUGUUGUAUAAUGUUCUUCCCAUCAGAACAAAUAUAAUAAAUGUUUGUUUUUGAAAGCUUUCACCGUAAGCUUUUCUAUUUAAAUCUAUGUACUCAAAUUUUAAUUGCUUCCUUGUUACCUACAAUUGGUGAA